GAGAGAGGAGGGAAGGGGGAGACAUUUUUACCUUAUAUGGGGGGUGUUUUCUAUCUGUCACUUGCUUCCCCUUGAGAAAUGUCAUGAUUCACGGGACGUUUACGUCAAAGGUGAUCGCUCCGCCUUUGUAAAGCAGUCCACACGACACUCUCGGCGCGGAUACGCUUCAAAGGACAGCGGAAUAGCUCCAAAAGGCGCACGCCCAAACAUCCGUCGCAAGGAUCGCAAGUGGUAGUGGUCACACCUGCGUCCCUCGAAGAACGGUUUUCCUUUCGACACGAAGAAGGUGCGAUCUUCGACUGCAUCGUCCUCAGUGUGACCGCCUGGGCAUCGAGAAGAAAGAAGGACGCCAUGGCGGCACACCCAGACUCGGUGAUCCAAGAGCUGAGCAGGCUACACAUCAACCACAUGACGCCCCAGCAGUACUCCCCGACGCGGGGAAAGAAGGUGGCCCCCGUCGUACCUCCCAAACCCAAAAAGGUUGUGAGCGGUAGGCCAGACAACCCCCGAGGUCAGGGUGCGGACGCGACCUAUGCCAACUGCACGUCGGCCGCCGAGACAUCGGCCGCCGAUCCGGCGUCCCUUUCGGGGCCCAUGCCCUGCAAGGCGGAGCCCCAGGCCAGCUCUGCAGCCGCCUUCGAGCUGCACGGCCGCGUGGUGCCGACCUCGGCCCCUGCCCCGGGUGCAGAGUCGGAGCUGGACCUUCCCCCUCCCCCUCCCCCGCCCACGCUGGGGCGAGUGCCCUCCUACUCGGCCUCGCAGCAGCACCAGACGUGCCGGGCCGCCUCGUACUCGGAAGACCUCCCUCCCCCGCCCCCCUCGCCCCCGCGCUCCCCGGACAGCCUGACCUACGGGACGACCCAGUCCUCCUCGGGGGCUUCCUUCCACCACUUCAGGCCCCAGUCGUCGGCGAGCACUUACGACACGGGCUCUAUCUACGAGCCAAUAGUGCCCCGGCCGCCCAGCCAGAUGUCGGGCUACUCGAGUACGGGCUCAUCGCUCUACUCGUCCUACUACCCGGGCCGGAUGCCGCUGGGGGGCAAGCCCCCACACCGGACGGGCCAGGAGGCCGAGGUGGACCACCUCACGGACCUCCUCGUGCAGAGCAUGGAGAACUCUGGGGACCCGGACUUCUUCGGAAUGUGCUACAAAUGUGGGGAGAAGGUUCUGGGAGAAGGCAGUGGGUGCACUGCCAUGGACCAGGUGUACCACAUCAAGUGCUUCACCUGCCACGUGUGCGUGAAAGAACUUCGUGGGAAGCCCUUCUUCGCAAUGGACGGAAAACCAUACUGCGAGGAAGACUAUCUGAACACACUGGAAAGGUGCUGCGUAUGUGAGAAGCCUAUCCUUGACCGGAUCCUGCGUGCCACAGGCAAGCCGUACCACCCGGCCUGCUUCAAGUGCGUAAUGUGCGGAAAGUGCCUCGACGGCAUUCCCUUCACGGUGGAUGCCACCAACCAGAUCCACUGUAUCGACGAUUUCCACAAGAAGUUUGCCCCCCGCUGCUGCGUAUGUUCCCAACCCAUCAUGCCGGAGACUGGGAAGGAGGAGACGGUCAGGGUGGUAGCCCUGGAUCGCAGCUUCCACAUCAACUGCUACAGAUGCGAGGACUGUGGACUGCUGCUGUCGUCCGAAGCAGAGGGCCGGGGGUGCUACCCACUGGACGACCACAUUCUGUGCCGCAGCUGCAAUGCCCGUCGUGUGCAGACGCUCACUUCCAGGAUGGUCUCGUAGUUCCAACGAGGUCGGACGAAAGAAGCACACCCCUUGCUGUGUAUGCCAAUGUGAUAUGCGAGAGAGAGGAAGGCUGCACCUAGAGGGAUUGUGAAACAACCUUGGGAAUUAUAGUCAUAACUCUGGCGGUGCGAGACGCCUCUUCAUUGGAAGGCCACAUUUCCACCACGUUAUCUAAAGGCGGACUACCUUUCCCCAGAGCCGUAUAUGGGGAGAGUUUGGUCAGUCUAUGAUCUCGCCGCCGUAACGCUCUCCUCCCAAGUGAGCCAAUCAGCACGUGGCGUAGAGCGAGAGGCAUGAGCGCAUGCGUGUGAACUCCCGGCUGCUCCCACCUGAGUGGGGGGGGGCCGCCAUCUUCGAUCAUUCUCCCGGCGGAAUGCGUGGGACCAGCAUCUAAAUCGCGAUUAUUGCCUUUUAUAUCACUGGCUCUGAUAAGAAAAUUACAUUGUUAUUCCUUGGUGGGUUAAAAAGCUAAUAAAUAAAGAUUUUUCGGCGUAUGGCCUUAAACUUUUAUUCAGGCGAAAAAGAAGUCGGCCCGUAGCAGACGACGCGUAGCCUCAGCAGUGCUCUUCUCUGACCAGUCUCCAACAGCGUUGCUAAAAAAUGGCGGUCGUCUCCUCUCUGCUCCCUUCUUUCUCUUUCGCUCCUUCGGCGCUCUCCUCCUUUUCAUUUACAUUUCUUCUCUCCGGCUCCUUCGUCGCCACACCCACUGGCCAAACUUUCCCAAUAUACAGCUCUGCCUUUCCCCAUGUACUGGCUUUAUCUAGCGCAGAGUGGACAGCUGCGGGACAUUUGGGCGACACUAGCCAGGGAAUGCGAUUUAAUGAUUCUGUUGGCAUCAGCCAGAGAGCAUUUUGCCAUUACGAAAGCCACAUGCAUCACAGUGACUUGGCUUUGGAAACUCCUCUAGUGGGGCAAAGAACCGGCUAAACAGAUCCUUCUGACCGUCUUUGUAAAUGUCAGUAGUGCACAGAGCUGCCCAGAAUUUCUUGCAAAAAGUCGAGAAUAUUUGCAUGGGUCAAUUUUACUUCGUCAUUUUUACAAGUAGCGUCUAAAGACUGAACCGUGUGUCCUACAUACACAUGUUGUACAAGCAUUGAGGGUUGGUGUUCAACUUUUACCCUGAAGCCAACACCCGAGAGUUGUUUCAUGGUCCCUUCAGUGCCAGUUAAGAAAGCCAGCUUUUGUUCUUUCACCACUAUAGAGUUUUGUGCGACGUAUUGCUGCCCUCUAGCUGCAAGUGAGUGUUGUACUAUGUGUACCUACGAAGUAUAGUAUUAAAGGUCAGUCAAUUUCCACAUUUUUACUUAUGUAAUGUACAUAUCCACAAUGAAGUACAGUGCCAAUGUUGUGCGAGACGAAAAGGUCAAUAAAGUCCAUACCUUUAUGUAUGUU
Ixodes scapularis (black-legged tick) is the source of this 3129-nucleotide messenger RNA. Its product is annotated as lipoma-preferred partner homolog. Gene Ontology annotation, biological process: cell-cell adhesion. The record is from RefSeq and is a predicted model, not a curated record. Gene Ontology annotation, cellular component: stress fiber; focal adhesion. NCBI's taxonomy places the organism in Eukaryota, Metazoa, Arthropoda, Arachnida, Ixodida, Ixodidae.